AUGGCCCCGCCGCUGCACCCUGACGGCCCGCCACUGCACCCGUCCCGGCCCUGCCGGCGCACCUUUGUUGGCCCCGCCACUGCACACCCGGCCCCGCCGUCCCCUGUCCCGGCCCGCCGCUGCACCUGUCCCGGCCCGCCGCUGCACCUUUCCCGGCCCGCCACUGCACCUGUCCCGGCCCCGCCGGCCUCUGUCCCGGCCCGCCGCUGCACCCCUACAGGCCCCGCCGCUGCAUACCCGGCCCCGCCGCCCACUGACGGCCCCGCCCAGGGCCACCCGGGAGCAGCCGGACCGCCCAGCAGCAGCCGGACCGCCCAGCAGCAGCCGGACCGCCCAGCAGCAGCCGAGCCGCCCAGCAGCAGCCGAGCCGCCCAGCAGCAGCCGGACCGCCCAGCAGCAGCCGAGCCGCCCAGCAGCAGCCGAGCCGCCCAUCAGCAGCUGAGCCGCCCAGCAGCAGCCGAGCCGCCCAGCAGCAGCCGGACCGCCCAGCAGCGGCCGAGCCGCCCUACGCCGAGCCGCCCGGGAGCCGAGCCGCUGUGCACCUGA
Molecule: messenger RNA, 546 nt
Organism: Closterium sp. NIES-65
Lineage: Eukaryota; Viridiplantae; Streptophyta; Zygnematophyceae; Desmidiales; Closteriaceae
Source: the annotation of a GenBank genome assembly